Aspergillus melleus is the source of this 1287-nucleotide messenger RNA. Its product is annotated as SOS response-associated peptidase. The coding region runs from base 1 to 1287 and encodes 428 amino acids. The transcript is spliced from 3 exons. Gene Ontology annotation, molecular function: single-stranded DNA binding. Gene Ontology annotation, biological process: DNA damage response. Lineage: Eukaryota; Fungi; Ascomycota; Eurotiomycetes; Eurotiales; Aspergillaceae. The record is from RefSeq and is a predicted model, not a curated record.
AUGUGCGGACGAUAUGCAUUAGGCGUGCGCAUGCGCUUCAUCCGCAACCGGAUGCAAGAACAAGGACUUCAAGUUGACGACGCACCACCUGAUGACUCAAUUCGCGAGACCUACAACUUCGCCCCUGGCUACAACGGCGCUAUCUACCGCGCUGACAGUCCCAAUGAAGAACAACACCACCGCCAUCAGCAGCUCUCAAACACCAACCCCAGCUCCCCCGAAAACGAGCAAGAACCCAGGCCAGUGAAUGACAUUCCCAAAUCCAACUCAUCCAACAACGCUAGCGCAAACCCCCACUACAAACUCCAAAGCAUGAAGUGGGGCCUCAUCCCCUCAUGGACAAAGCGCUCACCAGACUACGGAUCCCUCAUGCGCACGAUCAACUGCCGCGACGACUCGCUCGUCGAAGACCGCGGCAUGUGGACGUCUAUGAAGCGCAAGAAGCGGUGCGUGGUCAUCUGCCAGGGGUUCUACGAGUGGUUGAAGAAGGGACCCGGCGGGAAGGAGAAGGUCCCGCAUUUCGUGAAAAGGAAGGACGGGGAUUUGAUGUUCUUUGCGGGGUUGUGGGAUUGCGUUUCGUUUGGUGACUCCGAAGAACCUCUCUUCACAUAUACCAUCAUCACGACCUCAUCGAAUCCCUACCUGAAGUUCCUGCAUGAUCGGAUGCCCGUGAUCCUCGAGCCCGGUAGCGAGGCCAUGAAGACAUGGCUAGAUCCGACACGUACGACAUGGUCGAAGGAACUACAGUCCGUGCUAAAGCCCUACGAGGGCGAGCUGGAGUGUUAUGCCGUCUCCAAGGAGGUGGGCAAAGUGGGCAACAAUUCGCCGGAUUUCAUGGUCCCUGUGGCCAGUAAGGAGAACAAGAACAACAUUGCGAAUUUCUUCGCCAACGCGAAAGAGAAGAAUGAGCCGGCUUCUGCGGAGAAACCAAUAUCAACGAAGGAGCCGAAAGUAGAGGACGAUGAAAGGGAGCAGAGACCGACGAAGGAUGAUGAGUGGAGCGAGGAUCAUGCCCCGAAGCCUGUAUCCGCUGUCAAGAGAGGGCAUGACGAGCAAGGGCCAGCUGAGGGCGAAGACAUGGACGAUCAGAAGAGACUUAGGCUCGAGGAACAUACUCCGUCGCCGCAAAAGGCCCGACAGCUUUCGCCGUCGCCGUCCAAACAACAGACCGUGCCUUCAGGUAGGAAGACGCGCAGUGCCACUCACAACCAGAAAACACCAAGGAAAACGGAUAGUAAGAAGGCGUCGGAUGGAUCGCAGCGGAUCACAAAGUUUUUUGGUAAAUGA